Messenger RNA from Plectropomus leopardus (leopard coralgrouper), 3903 nucleotides. It is a transcript of the gene cd248a, whose product is annotated as CD248 molecule, endosialin a. Gene Ontology annotation, molecular function: extracellular matrix binding; extracellular matrix protein binding; calcium ion binding. Gene Ontology annotation, cellular component: external side of plasma membrane; extracellular matrix. Gene Ontology annotation, biological process: cell migration. NCBI's taxonomy places the organism in Eukaryota, Metazoa, Chordata, Actinopteri, Perciformes, Serranidae. The record is from RefSeq and is a predicted model, not a curated record.
UGAAAUCUUAGGACAGUCUGCAUGCACUCAACUCCAGCACAGAUCUGUUUCAGCAGGGUAGAGUAAAGAGCACAGCCAGACAGUGAAAAAAAAGGGUUCAAAUGAAGGGAGAAAAGUUCAGAUAGACAACACAAGCGGGCUAGAGAAAGCCACAGCUGAGAGAAACUUUCAAAAAGCGGGGAGAUAAAAGUGUGGAGAAAAAGGCGGUGUGAGAAACAGGCGGAGAGUGGAGACAUAUAUUCACAUUUCUAAGAAGAAUGGGCUCCCUGGUGAGCAGUACUGCUGCUCUUCUCUUCACCUCCCUGCUGGCUCUGCUCUGUGGACUUUCCUCGGUCCUGGGUCAAGAUCUGAGAGAGAGGGAUGCACUUUGCAAUGAGGAUGGCUGCUUUGUGGUGUACUUCCAACGCAAAACCUUCUUGGACUCAUGGAGGGCUUGCAAGGAGAAAGGUGGCAACCUAGCUACCAUUAAACGCAGGCAGGAUGCCACUACUAUUGCCACUCUCUUCUCCACUUUGGACUUGCGCCACUCACGCACCAGCAUCCAAGUAUGGAUUGGCCUGCUGCGGCAGCCUCGUCAGUGUACCACUACGCGCCCACUGCGGGGUUUCUCUUGGACUACUGGUGACCAGGACACAGAUUAUACCAACUGGCUGAAAGAGGACUCCCAUAGUACGUGCACAGUGCCACGCUGCGUGGUCACGGGCUACAACACUCAGGACCCGAGUGAUAACUUCAAAUGGCUGGAUGGUGCCUGCUCAAUCCCUGUAGAUGGGUAUCUUUGUCAUUAUGCCUACAAAGGAAUGUGUCCUGCCUUGUGGAGUGAGGGGACAGGCAAUGCCCUCUACACCACACCAUUUAACCUUUUAAGCACUUUGUUAACUCAUUUACCCUUUGGAUCUGUUGCUACCGUGCCUUGCCCCGCAGGCACCAAGGAGGAACAGUCCGUUUUAUGUAUGCUGAAGGAAGACGGCACAGUUGGGUGGUCAAGAGACUCCCCCCUCUGCUCUGAUCCCCCUGUAUCACACAACUGGUGUGAGAAGGAUAAUGGCGGUUGUGAGCAUAUCUGCAGGCCAGCCGGUGCUCACUUCUACUGUGAGUGUGAGGAUGGGUAUCAACUGAGCGACGAUGGGCAGAGCUGUGAGUUGUCAGAGUUGUCAGAUGUUUGUCAAGGAGCCCCCUGUGAGUUUGAGUGCUUGCCCCUCCCAGAUGGGUACCGUUGUGCCUGCCCUGAAGGAUACAUGCUUGCACCAGAUGAACGUGGCUGUCUGGAUGUAGAUGAGUGCCUUCAGAGUCCUUGUGAUCAGCUUUGUGUGAAUUCUCCAGGAUCAUUUGAAUGUCAGUGUUGGAAGGGUUACUUUUUGGAAGAUGAUGGUGGGUGUGAGGAUAUAGAUGAGUGUAUAAAUGACCCGUGUGAACACGCCUGUGAAAACACUCAAGGCUCUCAUAUCUGUCACUGCCAUCUGGGAUUUUCCCCAGUGCCUGAGGACCCCAGCCGAUGCCAAGACACUGACGAGUGCCAGAUCCCCGGGACAUGCGAGCAGAUGUGUGUGAAUUAUGUUGGUGGAUUUGAGUGCUACUGCAGGGUAGGCUAUGAACUCAUGAAUGAUCAUUUCUCAUGUGGCAAGAGAGGAGAAGGGGAGGACCAGUCUGCUGUCACCCCUUCUUUUCCUUGGGCGACCCACCAGCCUGGACCUGUAUGGCAGCCUGUGGACUAUGACUGGAACCUGCAGGAGAGCCGCACUGACUGGCCUCCAGAGGAGGAGCAAUCUUUGGACUGGCUUACUGACCCACCUAGAGUUUUGGAUUCUGAUGUCAUUUGGGUCACCAGUGCCCCUCAAGAGGAACUGCUCUUUGAUUUAGUAUUGGACCCUCCAACACAGGAGACUGAGGAAGAUAUGGAAGAUGUAGACACUGGAGGUGCUGACUGGUCGGACUGGGGACAGAGAUCUCAAUCAGACUUGGAAGUUUUGCCAACCACCAUCUACACCACACCUCCACCCACCACCAGCUUGCCAAGCACUACCUCAGACUGGUACGAAGAUGAUGAGGACAUUGAGGAGGAGACCACCACAGCUCUCCCCUUCCUUUCCACCUCGACAAUCUCUGAGGGUGCUUGGAAUUGGUGGGCGGGACUCACCACUUCCAGCCAGAAACCAGGAAAUCCUAGGGAUUCACUCAUGGACCACAACAUGCCGACAGAUUCCAGCUACCACAAUGAGGCAGAAGAAGAACAGCAACUCCUUUGGGAAAAAUCUCAGUUCCCAGAGGAGAAUUUAGGGGUGGAGGAAAAGGACAAUGUGGAGAUCACACACCAAGACCCAGAUGUUCCCACCCUGCUUCCUCCUUCUCAGCCACCCCCAAGCAAGGGUGGAGAAAGCAAUGAUGAUCUGGAUUUGGUCCAGGGGGACAGGGCGCAGAAGCAGAGCAGCACCUGGCUCCUGGUGGGCCUCCUAGUGCCUAUCUGUAUCUUCAUCGUAGUGAUGGUGGCGCUGGGCAUCGUCUACUGCACCCGCUGUGCUGUUCACUCACGCAACAAGAAUGCCACCGACUGCUACCACUGGAUCUCUGGGGCUCAUGAUAAACAGGGGGCUCCUAACCCCUCAGCAGGGGUCAAGACCCAUGUUUAAAACAGAGAAGAGAGAAACUGACAUGAACAUAAACAUACUGUGCUUCAGAGGUUAGCAGGAGUGAAUGAUGGAUCUGGUAAGGGACAAAUGUUUCACCCUCUCUGACUUUGGAACUGACUUUGCCAACUCUUUGAAUUCCUUUGGAUAUUACUUUUAAAUACCAAUUAAUAGAUGUGGGAAGUGACACUGAUAACCACUGACCUUUUUCUUGGAUGGGGUUGCUAUGUGAUGCUUUGAUAUUUCAUACACUGACCACACAAGAUCUGAUCGCUCUGUGAUUGCACUAGGGUACAUAAUAAUUAUAAAAAAUUAGUGUCUUUGUAAGUAAUGUCAAAAAAUCUUCCAGUAUCAUAGAAUAAUGUGUGUAGUCAUUUAUUCAUUUCAACAUUUCACAGCUGGAGCCAGAUCCUGCAAAGAGCCUUGGAAAUCAUUGAUGACACCUUUCUGCCUUUUUAUCGAAGUAGCAUAACUUUUAAAAGAGGUUUCUUCGAUGCAAAAUCCUCAGGCUCUUGUUAAUGUCACUAGCAUAUCACUGUAGAUAACUGUUACUGUCAACGGUGUUAAAGGGAUUUAAAUGCAUUCUCAGCUCAUAUCAGCAGUGGGUUAAAGGAGACUGCAGGCAAUUAUCCCUUUAAGAGUGAAGAUAUUCUGCAGUAACAUGCUGGGAAAGCAGUCAUUUGAAAAUUACUGUGUUGAAUAGUUAAUAAGAGACCAAAACAUUAUUUGUAUAUAGUGGUACUUUUGUAUUUAUGUAUGUUUCGUACUUGUCUCCAGCCAUUUUUUAAAAAAAAGAAAAUGUAACAUUUGUAAUAAUACAAUGAUGUUUGUUCUUUUAUGGACCCCAUAAACCUGGUGAUAUGCAGAGGAAUGUCUGUCUGCACAUGGGAAUGCUUUUCCCCACUCAUAUUCAGUUUAAGAGCACUUCAACUUUCCUUGACUUUUUAAAAAAAGAGGUUAAAGUGCAGAUGUUGCGAUGUGCAGGGAAUGUUGUAGGGCUGGUGGUUGACAUUAGCUUUGGCCUUGUUCGUGACAUUGCCAUCAGUCACCCAUCAUACCCUAAUUCAUUAGUACACCCCUGAAGGUUUUGUUUUUGACCAGCCCUGAGAUGUUUUAUGGCCAUGUUGGAUCACAUCCAACUGUGCGAUACUGUAGCCAGUGUGACACCUUGCAGUUGCAACUUCAGAUUUUUAAAAAUUUAACAAGACAAUCAAAGAUUUCAGAUCCGAGAUUCUAAAAGACAGACCUUGACUUUUUUGGAGAAAUGUUUGUUGGAUAA